AUGUCUGAACUUCCUCGCACGGUGCGUGAUUUUCAGCCUAACCAUUCUAAUGGUAUGAUUCCAAUUGUGAUAAAGCGGUUGUUCAAAUCGCCUAAGAACCUUGAUUUUGAGACAGCUUCAUGGGAGAUGAUCAAUUUAGUCAUUAAACCACGUAUGGCAUUCAAGUCCUUCUAUUACAAACGCCAGACAAAAGAAUCUUGGGCUAGGGACGAUCCUUCUUUUUUUAUUUUACAAAUUGGGUUGCUUACACUGAGCUCCAUGGUAUGGUCAGUUGUUUAUGGACAUAGUUUUGGACAAUUCUUAAAGAUGAUGAUAUACAUGAUUUUCAUCGACUUCUUUGCAUUUGGUGCCAUUAUGGCAACUUUCUUCUGGGUCAUUUUAAACCGUCCGUUUUUCAAAUUUAGGAGUGCCCUCAGCGCAAGGGUGGAAUGGGCGUACUGUUUUGAUGUUCAUUGCAACGCAUUCUUGAUCAUUUGGUGUUUAUUAUAUUUCCUUCAAUUCCUUUUAUUGCCAAUAUUGAACCUGCAUGCAUGGAUUGCUCUACUUUUAGGUAACUUGUUAUUUUGCACUGCGGUAGGUUACUAUUUCAUUUUGACUUUCUAUGGAUACAGUCAGUUACCAUUCCUGAAGAAUAUAAACUUUAUACUACUGCCUUCGCUUCUGAUGGCCAUACUCUUUUUCGUGAGUUUGUUCGGCAUUAAGUUGGUUGACAAGUUUAGCUUUUACAAUAUUUCUUAG
Molecule: messenger RNA, 738 nt
Organism: Kluyveromyces marxianus DMKU3-1042
Lineage: Eukaryota; Fungi; Ascomycota; Saccharomycetes; Saccharomycetales; Saccharomycetaceae
Gene: GMH1
Product: Gmh1p
Exons: 1
Coding region: 1-738 (245 amino acids)
Cellular component (GO): Golgi membrane
Source: RefSeq, a predicted model, not a curated record